Molecule: messenger RNA, 580 nt
Organism: Synchiropus splendidus (mandarinfish)
Lineage: Eukaryota; Metazoa; Chordata; Actinopteri; Syngnathiformes; Callionymidae
Gene: hint1
Product: histidine triad nucleotide binding protein 1
Exons: 3
Coding region: 50-430 (126 amino acids)
Biological process (GO): purine ribonucleotide catabolic process
Cellular component (GO): nucleus; cytoplasm
Molecular function (GO): hydrolase activity
Source: RefSeq, a predicted model, not a curated record
GCCUUCCGUUCUGCGUCGCCGCUCCGUGGGGCCGUGACUCUGCAGCAAGAUGGCUGACGAAACGGCCCGGGCGCAGGUGGCGCAGCCUGGCGGAGACACCAUUUUUGGGAAAAUCAUCCGGAAAGAGAUCCCGGCAGAUUUCAUCCAUGAAGAUGACCUCUGUGUAGCCUUCCGCGAUGUCUCGCCUCAAGCUCCCACGCACAUCCUUGUUGUCCCAAGAAAGCCGGUGGUGGGGCUCUCCAAGGCCGAGGACGGCGAUGCUGCCUUGUUGGGUCACUUGCUGAUCGUAGCCAAGAAGUGCGCUGAGAAGGCCGGGCUGGCUGACGGCUACAGGAUCGUCAUCAACGACGGUCCAAACGGAGGGCAGUCCGUGUACCAUAUCCAUAUCCAUGUGCUGGGGGGACGUCAGAUGCAGUGGCCUCCUGGUUAACAACUGUCGGUUGAACGUUCAGUCAAGAAGGAAUCACUUUCUCUCACCAUUAUUGUGAACCAAACACAGUUUGUCAUGUAAGUCAAACAAAACCGCCAAACAGCGAAAAUAAAACUCUGAGCUAAGAAAUGUGUUGCUGUGAAAAUGUCA